AUGGCAGCUGGCAAAAGGAAAGUUUCCAGCAAACCGAGCCACGAGACCAAGAGCGUUCAGGCCAAGAAAUUGAAAUCGACUUUGACGGUGGAAGACGCGAAGGCGUAUUUCGAUGAACACAACAUCAAGGUCCAUAUUCCUGAGGGCAAGGACAUUGACAUCACCCCGCUAGCAGGCUUUCACUUCCAGGGCUUUGCGAAGCGCUUGAUCAGGUAUUGUCAGAACAAGUAUGAGAAUCCCACACCCAUCCAAGCAUGCACGUGGCCAUUAAUCAUGCAGAAAAGCGAUGUGUGUGGAAUCGCUAAGACGGGCAGCGGCAAGACGCUUGCUUUCGCUCUUCCCUACUUGUCCAUGUCGAGGCUUGGAGAGCUGGACGUCUUCGAGCAGCCCUGCGCUCUGCCACGCUUCGUGGCUAUGGCACCCACAAGGGAGCUCGCGAUGCAGAUUGCGGAGGUGUCUUUCUGGAUUUUGCUGCUGUGUCAGCCAAAUCUGGCCGAGACCAAGGUCUGCACUGAUCUUGUGAAGGCGCUCACAGCAGGCGAAGAGGGGCUGUACCCGGUGCAGUGCAUCUACGGUGGUGUUCCCAAAAGAGAUCAACGACAGGCGAUUUCCCAGACGGGCAUUGACAUGGCCAUUUGCACGCCUGGACGCUUGCAGGACCUGGUGGAAGAGGAGACGCUGGACUUGAGCUCCGUGCAGUAUCUCGUACUGGACGAGGCGGCCGGGCAGGGGGAGAUCUUGAAGCACAUCUCCGACACCAAGAAAGCUCCGGCCACGCUGCAACCGCUUGCGGCACGUGCUGUGCCGGCAGCUGCCUCUGAUGGCAUUCGCCGGAAACCGGAAUGGAAGCGUAUCACCACGAUUGGGCGAGAGCUCGAUCCCAGCGUUUGCCUCCUUGGAUCACGGUCUUUGCAUGCCCCCGGGAGAGAGAGCGAGCGCCGCGAGCGCCUCAAGGCCUGGAGUCCCGUUACUUGGGCACACACGGACUCCAGCUUUGGCUUUACAGGGUAUUUGCCUCAGAAGGAUUUCAAUGCGUGGGACAACGAACGAGUGAGCAAUCCCGAGCGCACCUGGCCGGCAGACGGAGCUGUUUGUGAGCUUUACGACACCAGGAGGAAGGGGAAGCCAAGCUGGAACCCCACCAACUGGGCUCACAAGGGACGUUGCUUCCCUUUGGAGGCACCGGACUUGCCCGGACGAGGCUUGAAGAUACGCCGCAAGAGGACACCAAGCUUCGGAAGUGCGCCAGCAGAGUCGACGGUAUCCCAGUCGCAGGGUUCCCUGAGGGCCAGUGCGGGCUCGUUCUCGCCUCGCGAGAGUCAGAGCCAGAGCCAGAGUUGGGAGCGUUGGGAGCGUUGGGACCGGGAGAGCCAGAGCAGCGUCGCUGCGAGAAGCCCUGGGGCCAGCCCUGGGGCCAGCCCUGGCGCCGAGCACGCGGAGCUUCGCAACGCGAGGCGACGGAAGUCGGAACUGGGCCUGGUCCGCCCUGGCGGCGAUGGCGUCGUUUGGAGCACCUUCGGAGAAGUUCUGGAGGGGCCCUGA
Messenger RNA from Symbiodinium sp. CCMP2592, 1542 nucleotides. The record is from the annotation of a GenBank genome assembly. Lineage: Eukaryota; Dinophyceae; Suessiales; Symbiodiniaceae.